CUUACAUUGAGGUUUUAUGCUACGGGAAGUAUGUUGAGGACAGUAGGAGAUUUAUUUGGAGUAUCUAAAAGUACACACCACAUAGCCCAAUUAAAAGACCAUCACAUUUAUAUGCCAAAAACGGAAAGAGACCUGAAAAAGUCCCAGAGAGACUUUUUUAAAUUAGCUAAAUUUCUUCGAGUGAUCGCAGCAAUUGAUUGCACUCAUGUAAAAAUAAUUUCUCCAGGUAAAGAAAGUCCAAAAAAUACUUCACUCAAAAACUUUUUAUAUUUCUUUAUAUUUCUCCACUAG
Molecule: messenger RNA, 291 nt
Organism: Bactrocera latifrons
Lineage: Eukaryota; Metazoa; Arthropoda; Insecta; Diptera; Tephritidae
Product: putative nuclease HARBI1
Exons: 1
Source: RefSeq, a predicted model, not a curated record